Molecule: messenger RNA, 640 nt
Organism: Phyllopteryx taeniolatus (common seadragon)
Lineage: Eukaryota; Metazoa; Chordata; Actinopteri; Syngnathiformes; Syngnathidae
Gene: tcta
Product: T cell leukemia translocation altered
Exons: 3
Coding region: 159-467 (102 amino acids)
Source: RefSeq, a predicted model, not a curated record
UUCGUAUCCCUCACCACACUUCCGAAGCGAGUUUAGCGUAGCCUGUUUCGCUACGGCGAACUGGCUGGCAUUGUUGUCCUACCCGUACCUAUCGAGCGAUGUUUUAUAAAAGGACUUUCCCUGUUUAUUCGACAAAAGCUGGAAGGUAACCGGGCAUUAUGGAGGAGCCUUGGGACUUUGAGUUUCUGUCCCGUAUCGCCGAUGGUUGUUUGUCGUUUCUGUCCGAAUUCGUGGAGGACUGGCUCGCCAACGACAUGAGAGUGUCCAUAUUCAAAAUCCUCCUCAGCUGGUUAAUUUUCAGUCUCCUGGCUAUUCACUUCGCAUGGAAGGUUUACGGGAACACGGUGAACGAUAUGUAUUACCGGCAGGGGAGCGGGCAGAACGGGGGGACAUCUGACAUAACGACUGGCCUGGGCAGAUGCAGGGGGAACACGGCAGGGGAACCAUUCAAGUCUCAUAGGGAUUAGCUGGACUGUUGUGCCAUCGAUAUGGAUUUCUAGGAACUCCCAGGGACCGUGAAUGAACGUUCAAAUUCAGAUUUAUUUUUUUUUUAAAUUUAAAGAAAAAAAGUUUGACAUCAGUUCAUAUAAACUGUACAGUUGACUGAAAAUAAGAUUGUAAAUACAGAAUUGAUUCUAAA